Tuber melanosporum (Perigord truffle) is the source of this 840-nucleotide messenger RNA. RefSeq lists its product as uncharacterized. The transcript has 3 exons. The record is from RefSeq and is a predicted model, not a curated record. The coding region runs from base 1 to 840 and encodes 279 amino acids. Gene Ontology annotation, cellular component: intracellular anatomical structure. Gene Ontology annotation, molecular function: oxidoreductase activity, acting on NAD(P)H, oxygen as acceptor. Lineage: Eukaryota; Fungi; Ascomycota; Pezizomycetes; Pezizales; Tuberaceae.
AUGUCAAUCCCAAACCCUGUAAUAAUCCUAACUGGAGGCUCCCGAGGAACCGGCCUAGCGAUAGCAACCCACCUCUUAACCACCACAUCCGCACACGUUCUAGCCAUCUCGCGCAGCACCCCACUAACCCUCCAACACCUUCAACUCACCUACCCCGACACCUUCCGUCACCUCCCGGCCGACCUCUCCAACUCCACGACUGCCCCACAGGCAAUCGCAACAGCAAUCAAUACCUGGGGCCGCAUAGACUCUCUUAUUAUUAACCAUGGUGUUCUCGACCCCGUUGCAAAAAUAGCCGACGCAAACGUUGAAGAGUGGGAGCGGGCGUUUCGGACGAAUUUUUUUGCGGCGGUCAGGCUGAUUAGCGCUGCGUUGCCCUCGUUGAGGGGGAGGGGUGGGGGGGGGAGAGUGGUAUUCGUGAGCUCUGGAGCGGCGGUUACGGGGUAUCAGGGCUGGGGGGCAUACGGUGCCAGUAAAGCUGCCUUGAAUCAUCUCUGUGUCACACUUGCGGCGGAGGAGGCGGGUGUUAUUGCUGUUGCCGUUAGGCCGGGAGUUAUUGAUACGCAGAUGCAAGAGGAUAUCCGCGAGAAACACAGUGAAGGAAUGGGCGCCAGCCAUGAGCGGUUUCGGAAGUUGAAGGAGGAGGGAAAGCUAUUGCGGCCUGAGCAGCCAGGGAAUGUCAUUGCCAGGUUGGCGCUAGAGGCCGAACGCAACCUCACAGGAAAAUUCCUCAAGUAUAACACCAUCACCAUUGUCUACGACGUGACUAACGAAUCACAGUUGGAACGACGAGCAAUUGGCCAAAUAUCAAGACAGAACACCCCCAUAGAUAUAGAUUAA